AAGAUAGCUCCUGAGUGCCAACUCCAUAGACAGUCACAUAGAGUGUGUAAGCUGUGCUGGCAAUAGUUUUUGAAGAAGCAAAGCAUCGAAGAAUUUGAUUUAACUAACACUCUUACGAAAAAGUUACUUCAUACGCUACCGUUUCUUAUCAUCUUCCGCAAUAAUUUCGUCUGGAAUUGCAGUCUACAAUCACAUCUCUGCUCUGGUAUUAGCGGAUAUCUGGAUUUUGGGAUAUCGAUGGGCUUGAUGGUGUUCGUGCACUGAUGUCACUGUUCUGGAUUGUGAUUCGUCAGCUUGCAGAGUUCGAGGCAAUGGCUACAUCAAAAAAGGUGAUUACAAGAGAAGACUGGGAAAAGAAGCUCAAUGAUGUAAAAAUUAGAAAAGAAGACAUGAAUAAAUUGGUGAUGAACUUUCUUGUCACUGAGGGCUAUGUUGAUGCUGCUGAGAAAUUCCGGAUGGAAUCUGGAACUGAGCCAGAUAUAGAUCUUGCAACAAUCACUGAUCGCAUGGCUGUUAAGAAGGCAGUACAGUGCGGAAAUGUGGAGGAUGCUAUUGAGAAGGUUAAUGAUUUAAAUCCCGAGAUACUGGAUACAAACCCCCAACUGUUUUUCCAUCUCCAACAGCAGCGGUUGAUAGAAUUGAUUCGAAAUGGGAAAGUGGAGGAGGCUUUGGAGUUUGCUCAGGAGGAGCUUGCACCCAGGGGUGAAGAAAAUCAAAGCUUUUUAGAAGAGUUGGAGAGAACUGUUGCUCUGCUGGCUUUUGAAGAUGUCACCAACUGCCCUGUUGGAGAACUUCUGGACAUUUCGCAGCGCCUGAAGACAGCAAGUGAAGUGAAUGCAGCCAUCUUAACUAGCCAGAGUCAUGAAAAAGAUCCAAAGCUUCCAAGUUUGUUAAAAAUGUUGGUAUGGGCGCAGAACCAGCUUGAUGAGAAAGCUGCUUAUCCUCGAAUAAACAACUUAUCUACUGCCAUGCUUGAGGACCCUGCAGUUUGAUUUUUGAAACGGUGAGGUUUUCUGGACGUUGGAUUGUGUUAGAAUGAAUGAACAGAGAGUUGGAUGGGAUCAUCAAUUUAGUGUAUUGUGAUUACGACUCUAGGCUGUUAUUUGUGGGAUGAUGGUUAUUCUCUUCUUCGGUGAUGUUCAAUAGCCUAAACUCGUGUAAUUGAUUUUUUUUUUAAAUGCUAUCUGCUUUAUUUGAAGA
Manihot esculenta (cassava) is the source of this 1200-nucleotide messenger RNA. RefSeq names its product protein GID8 homolog. Bases 264 to 992 code for a protein of 242 amino acids. The transcript has 7 exons. Gene Ontology annotation, biological process: proteasome-mediated ubiquitin-dependent protein catabolic process. Gene Ontology annotation, molecular function: protein binding. NCBI's taxonomy places the organism in Eukaryota, Viridiplantae, Streptophyta, Magnoliopsida, Malpighiales, Euphorbiaceae. Gene Ontology annotation, cellular component: cytoplasm; nucleus. The record is from RefSeq and is a predicted model, not a curated record.